AUGAAUAAAGGGAAUCUCUUUAGAGAAUGUGAUCGCCUGAGGACCUUUGAAGAGUGUCCCUUUGGGAAUAUUGAUAGAGAUCUGUUAGCUAAACACGGAUUUUACUACAACCAACCCGAGGGUAAAGUAAAGUGCAAAUUCUGCGAUCUUUCUUUUACCGAGUGGCAAGGACAAUACUACAAUCCUAUUUUAUUCCAUCGGGUGUAUUCCCCAUUGUGUCCUAUUGUGAUUCAUCAGGCUCUCCGGAAUGAACCCCUCGAAGUGGAUGAUAUAACUCGAGUGAAUUACGAGGCUGAAGAUAUACCUAACUGCGAUUCAGGUCCUAAUGAGCGCUUUAUGACUCUGGAGACACGUCUGGAAAGUUUCUCAGAUUGGCCCGUUGGGAUGCACACGAGACCAGAAGAUCUCGCUGAAGCAGGAUUUUACUAUUCAGGCCGUGGCGACAUUGUUUUCUGCUUUGUUUGUGGUUUGAAGAUAAAUCAGUGGAAGAUCUUCGAUGAUCCUUUUGUGAAACACGCUAAAUUCAGUCGGAACUGCACCUUUCUGAAGGCUAUUAAAGGUGAAGAAUUUAUUAAAAGUGUUCUAAAGGAUGAAAUGAUAAAACUCUAUGAACUGGAGACACAGAAUUCAGAUGAUAUCCUACCUGAUGAUCUGUGUUCAGUUUGUUAUCAACGGAGGAGGACAAUGGUUUGCGUGCCUUGUGGACACUUUGUGAUGUGUGAGCGAUGCAGUGAUUCUCUGAACAAAUGUCCAGUUUGUGGGAAACUACUUUCAAAGAAAAUUAAUGCAAUCAUUCUAUGA
Molecule: messenger RNA, 801 nt
Organism: Phlebotomus papatasi
Lineage: Eukaryota; Metazoa; Arthropoda; Insecta; Diptera; Psychodidae
Product: death-associated inhibitor of apoptosis 1-like
Exons: 1
Coding region: 1-801 (266 amino acids)
Source: RefSeq, a predicted model, not a curated record